Messenger RNA from Xenopus tropicalis (tropical clawed frog), 767 nucleotides. RefSeq lists its product as uncharacterized. The record is from RefSeq and is a predicted model, not a curated record. Bases 95 to 658 code for a protein of 187 amino acids. The transcript has 4 exons. Lineage: Eukaryota; Metazoa; Chordata; Amphibia; Anura; Pipidae.
UCCUCUUACUGGCUCUAACUGACAGUAUUUUACCAACAGACUCUGUACUUGAGGACUCUUUACUGGAGGAAACUUUUUAGACAGAAAAAAGCAAAUGGCUGAUAGCAACAGCAGUGCUACAGAACUGAUAGCAAGGAUUGGAAUGCCUAGGAUGGAUGGACUUGCCUUAGUAGUGGCAGCUGAACUCUCCAUAAUUGUGCUGAUUCUCAUCUUUUUCUUUAUCUGGCAUUUUGUCAUGCAAAGGAAGAUAGUUUAUGAUUCAGAGGAGGAGAUCUAUCAGUACACUGCAAAAGAUCUCCCGGCUGAACAUGACCCACCAUACCACGGGGGAGGAGAUGACAAGAGAUUUUACAUGAAUAAUAUGAAGCAAAAGCAGGAAUUAGAAUGGAAAGCACAGGAUUCUUGUCAGAAUAAAAUAGCCAAGUAUGACAUUUUAGAAGAGGUGGAGAGCAAGAACAAUAAAGAACACCACAAAGGCAAAAAAGAUGAAAAAGCCCAGGACAAAAGUCAAAUGGUCCUGAAUCAAUCAGCUGAGGGGGACACGGAAAAAAAAGAUAAGAAAGCAUGUGGUGCAUGCUGCAAGAUGAGAUGCAAAAUCACAAUACCUGAAUUCCUGAAAAACAAGUUAAAAAAGGAAACUAAAGACUUAAGUAUGUAAGGAGGGCAGAGGAAAACACUGAAAAAGAAGAGAAGAAAAAAUAUAACAUUAGAGAUAUUAAACAGCUGCAAACUAAUGAACUCAUUAAAAAUCACAAAAACUUGCUUUA